AUGGCGAAGAUCAUACUCUCCAUUAACGCUGGAUCCUCGUCGGUGAAGAUAUCCGUUUUCUCCGCGAGUCAAGGCCGGUCGCCAAAACAGAUUGCUGAGACUCAGAUUGACGGUCUUACAUCGCCUCCGCCUCGACUGAAGUACACGCGUGGUUCCAAACCAAUCCACAAGGGCGAAGAAGUGUCGAGCAAAAUCUCGAGUCAGAAUGAUGCGUUCAAACACAUGCUGGACAUGUUGAUAGGAGAUCCAGAGCUGAGCGAGAUCAAUUCGAAAGAAGAUGUUGGCAUCGCAUGCCAUCGCGUAGUCCAUGGCGGAGACUACGAGGAGCCAAAGAUCAUUGACAAAGAAACAUACGACCAUCUGGAAGUACUCACCGACCUCGCUCCGCUCCACAACUCCUCAGCUUUGGAAAUCGUACGCUUUUGCAUCUCGGAUCUUCCCCAUACGCGGAACAUAGCAGUCUUCGAUUCCCAGUUCCACCAUACAAUUCCCGAGCACAUACGCACUUACCCCAUAAACCAAGAGAUCGCUCGGAAAAAUAAAUUGAGAAAAUACGGCUUCCAUGGAAUCAGUUAUUCUUUUAUAACUAGAAGCGUAGCUGAAUUUCUGGGCAAAGACAUCGGGAAAACCAGCUUGAUUAUCCUCCAUCUGGGCAGCGGCGCAUCUGCCUGCGCUGUAAAGGAUGGAAAGAGCUGGGAUACUUCCAUGGGACUGACACCUCUGGCGGGCUUGCCUGGUGCAACGAGAAGUGGUAGUGUUGACCCCAGUCUGGUUUUUCACUACGCCUCCGACGUUGGUAAACUCUCGCCAGCCUCGACCUCUUCUUUGCACAUCUCGCGCGCUGAAGAAAUCCUCAAUAAAGAAAGUGGAUGGAAAUCAUUGACCGGUACCACAAACUUUGGAACGAUUGCAUCCUCCUCGGAGAGGUCUCACAAACUUGCAUUCGACAUCUUAGUCGAUAGAAUCUGUUCGUACAUUGGAAGUUAUUAUGUGACUUUACAUGGAAACGUGGAUGCCCUCGUCUUUGCUGGUGGCAUUGGGGAAAAGAGUAGCAAACUGAGAAAACGAGUCACAGAAGACGUAGGCUGCCUGGGAUUUACCAUUGAUGAGGAAGAGAAUGACAAGGAAAUAUCCGGCAUCGUGCAAGAUGUUGGAGCAAGAGACGCACGACACCGAACACUGGUGUGUGCUACUGAUGAGCAGUUUGAGAUGGCGAGAUUGUGUGCCACGGAUGAGCAGUUGUUUAGUUGA
Glarea lozoyensis ATCC 20868 is the source of this 1251-nucleotide messenger RNA. Its product is annotated as Actin-like ATPase. The record is from RefSeq and is a predicted model, not a curated record. Bases 1 to 1251 code for a protein of 416 amino acids. Lineage: Eukaryota; Fungi; Ascomycota; Leotiomycetes; Helotiales; Helotiaceae. Gene Ontology annotation, biological process: acetate metabolic process; phosphorylation. The transcript is spliced from 2 exons. Gene Ontology annotation, molecular function: acetate kinase activity.